Terrapene triunguis (Three-toed box turtle) is the source of this 4521-nucleotide messenger RNA. Its product is annotated as zinc finger protein 436-like. Gene Ontology annotation, molecular function: DNA-binding transcription factor activity, RNA polymerase II-specific; RNA polymerase II transcription regulatory region sequence-specific DNA binding. Lineage: Eukaryota; Metazoa; Chordata; Testudines; Emydidae. The transcript is spliced from 4 exons. The record is from RefSeq and is a predicted model, not a curated record. Gene Ontology annotation, biological process: regulation of transcription by RNA polymerase II. Gene Ontology annotation, cellular component: nucleus. Bases 47 to 2740 code for a protein of 897 amino acids.
UUCCAGCCAAGCCUUUCCCCCCGCCUGCGGCCCAGCCGCCGGGACAAUGCCGGGAGGGGCUUUGGCUCAGGUCCCGGUGACGUUCGAUGACGUCGCCAUCUAUUUCUCCCGGGAGGAGUGGGAGAUGCUGGCAGACUGGCAGAAGGAGCUGUACCAGGAGGUGAUGAGGGAGAAUUAUGCAAAUCUGAUUUCUCUGGCAGGGGACUGGCCCAGGCAGAGAAGCAAGAAGGAAAAUGAGGAGGAAUGUGCUGAAAAGUUGGAAGCCCCGGAGCUGCCGACUGGAAACAGCUCGGCCAACGGCUCAGAGAAGGCAAAGAACUGCAGCACUCAGAGCGUCCGUGUCCCAGAGCCAAGCAGCGAGGAAGGCGGCUGGCUGAGGCAGCCGGUUGAAGGUGGAAGAGGGAACAGCCAUUGCACGUGGCCCAGUGGGAACCAGGCACCCAAGAAAAGGGCAAGACCACACAAAUGCGACGAGUGCUGGAAAAGCUUCACCUGGAGAUCGGAGCUGGUUCAGCACCGCAGGACCCACACUGGGGAGCGGCCGUAUAAGUGCGCUGAGUGCGGGAAGGGCUUCAGCCAGCACGUCAACCUGACCAUCCACCAGCGUAUCCACACCGGCGAGCGGCCCUACCGGUGUGGCGAGUGUGGGAGGGGCUUUACCCAGCAUAUCAACCUGACCCUCCACCAGAGAAUCCACACUGGGGAGCGCCCGUACCAGUGCGGUGAGUGCGGGAAAAACUUCAUCCGCAAAUCCAACCUGGCCAAGCACCAGAAGAUCCACACGGGCGAGAAGCCCUUCCAGUGUGCUCAGUGUGGGAAGAGCUUUGUGCACAAGUCCGGCCUGGUGUCGCACCACAGGACCCACACGGGGGAGCGGCCGCACCAGUGUGAGGCAUGCGGGAAGCGCUUCGGCCACAAGUCGGGCCUGCUUUCGCACCGGAAGACCCACACGGGUGAGCGGCCCCACCAGUGUGCCCAGUGCGGGAAGAGGUUCCGGCACAAGUCAGGCGUGGCCUCACACCAGAGCACCCACACGGGUGAGCGGCCUCACCAGUGCUCCCAGUGCGGCAAGCGGUUCUCCCGCACCUAUGAGCUCAUCUCCCACCAGCGCCUGCACACAGGGGAGCGGCCCUACCCAUGUGCCGACUGCGACAAGAGCUUUGUGCGCAAAUCCAACCUGGUGAAGCACCAGCGCGUGCACACGGGGGAGCGGCCCUACCAGUGCGGCCAGUGCGAGAGGAGCUUCUCCCAGAGGUAUGAGCUGGUGGCUCACCAGAUCACCCACACUGGGGAGAGCCCCUAUACCUGUGCCCAGUGCGGGAAGAUCUUCAGCCAGAAGUCGAACCUCGUGAAGCACGAGCGCAUCCACACUGGCGAGAGUCCCUUCCCCUGCACCCAGUGCGGGAAGAGCUUCAGCCAACGUGCCAACCUGGUGAAACACCAGCGGAUCCACACCGGGGAGCGGCCGUUCCAGUGCGCCCACUGCGGGAAGAGCUUCAGCCAGAAGUGCGAGCUCGUGUCGCACGAGCGGAUCCACACCGGGGAGCGGCCGUUCCAGUGCGCUCACUGCGGGAAGAGCUUCAGCCAGAAGACGAGUCUGAUCGCUCAUCAGAGGAUCCACGUGGGUCAGCGACUGAAGAAGCUGCUGAAAUGUACCGAGUGUGGGAAAAGCUUCACCAGGAGGCAGAAUCUGAGCACGCACAAGAGAAUCCACACUGGAGAGAGACCUUACGAGUGCAGCGAAUGUGGGAAGAGGUUCAGCCGCAUGCAGCACCUCGUGUCGCACCAGCGAAUCCACACAGGCGAGCGACCCUACCAGUGCACCGAGUGCGGGAAGCGCUUCAGCCAGAAGUCCAACCUCCUCACACACCAGACCAUCCACACGGGGGAGAGGCCCUUUAAAUGCACGGAGUGUGGGAAAAGGUUCAGCCAGAGAGUCUAUCUGACCCAGCACCAGAAAACCCACACGGGAGAGAAGCCGCAUAAAUGCCUGGAGUGCGGGAAGAGUUUCAUCCAGAGGAAGGUGCUCCUGACGCACCAGAAAAGUCAUGCCGGGGAGGGAGGGCCAUACCUAUGUGCCGACUGUGGGAAAUGCUUCACCACACGGCCAGGGCUGAGGUAUCAUCAGAGAAUCCACACUGGGGAGCGGCCAUACCCCUGUGCCCUGUGCGGGAAAGGUUUCGCCACCAAUUCCCGCCUGAAAUAUCAUCAGCGGAUCCAUUCGGGAGAGAGGCCUUAUCAGUGCAGCGACUGCGACAAGCGCUUCCGGCACAAGUCGGCUCUGGCCUCCCACCAGGGCAUCCACACCGGUGAGAGGCCUUACAAAUGCACCGAGUGCGGGAGCAGCUUCCGCCGCCGGAACGGGCUUGUCAAGCACCAGAGGAUCCACACAGGGGAGCGCCCCUACCCGUGUGCAGAGUGCGGGAAGAGCUUCAGCACGAGGAGCACGCUCACGGAUCACCAGAGGACCCACACCGGGGAGAGACCCUACAACUGCAGCCACUGCGGGAAAAGCUUCAACCGGGUCUCGCAGCGCCGCAAACACCAGAGAAUCCACACGAAAAAGCGACCGGAAUGUGCCGAGUGUGGGAAAAGGUUCCGGAGUGAGAAGGAGCUCGCCACGCACCAGAGGGUCCACACCGGAGAGAAGCCAUACCAGUGUCCCCAGUGCCAGAGGAGCUACCAUCGGAAGAACGAACUGGCUAAGCACCUGAAAAGCCAUGCGGGGAAGAAGCCGUAACCUCGUGCUUAUGGAAGCUGGGCAUGAACAUGUACCAGCCCUCCGGGCCCGGCACUGCCCCAUUCCAGGAGCGUCUCCAAGAGACGUAUCUGUGAGUUAGGAAUGUGGGGAGGGAGAGGGAGUGGUCUUGGGAGGGCAGGGUGUGGUCAGGGAAGUAUCUCCCGACUGCUGCCCCUGUUCAGGGCCUGAGCCGGGAUUCCAAGGUGCCGGCGGGGCUGGAACCCUCUGCUCUUAAUACUGAGGGAUCAAGCUGGUUCUGUAUGAUCCAUCUAGCCUCUCUUUCACCAGACCCAUAGAGCAAAGGAGUCUGGGAAUUGUAGGCUCCAGGGAAGCCAGGACUGUAAUAGGCCUAUUGAGGAAGGGCUGGAGUAUAUAAGAAUCUACCUUCCUUCAAAUGCGAGAGAGACUCAGAGGGAGCCAGGAGGGGUCUCUGAGAAGAAGGGGCAGCUUAUCUAUUGUUUGGAUUGGUUUGCUCAUUUUACAGAGACUGAACUUUUGAUUUACACACAAGUUUGCACCAAUUUAGUUAAACUAGUACAAGCCCUGUGUGGACACUCUUACUUCAGUUUAUUUGGGCUUAGAUUAAAUCUGUUCCUGAUCAGUUUAAAAUAAAUGAAGUAAGCCUGGUUUAAAGAGAAAGAAAAGUGUUCACAUGGGUUUUUGGCUCUUUUCAUUAAAGAGGAUCAAUAUCAGACCUGUUAAACUGGUGCAACUGAGCAUGUAAACGUUUGGGAUUUGAAAUGACUGUGGGACAUCCCCUACCUCGAGGUGGGGACUGUCCGAAUUCCAGAGAGAUCGGGGAAUGAAAAGCCCUGACCUGCAGACUGGGGUAAGGGAAAAGGGUUUUGUUUUAAAGGAGGGCUGUGGCUUUAGCGGGGUGACUGGCCCCCUGUGGCUCUGCUCAAGUGAAGGUGGAGAACUCCGUUCUCUUUAAAUGCUGCCUCUUCUAAGUGCGGUCACUCGGAUUGCUUGGAAAGGUGCAUAUGGAAACAGGUGAGGAAAGUUUCCCUCCGAAGUCGAAUCUUGCGCAGCCCCUGAAAAUUCCCACGAGAAAUGGCUGCUUUGUAAUAAACAUGCUCUGGUUCAACCACAAAAUACAGGCUUGGUGCGGGGAUUGCGGGUGAGGGGUUCUGGGUCUAGGCUGUGCAGGAGGCCAGACUAGAUGAUCACAACGGUCCCUUCUGGCCUUAAAAUCCACGGCUAGACCUUUAGCCGUGUGGUUUGUGGAGAAGGAAGAGAACCCCGAGUCACUGUCUCUAGCCACAGUGCCAGGCCUUGCAGUGGGUGGGACAGGCAGCCUCCACCUGCCAAACCUCAUAUAUCAGAGCUACCGAAUCAAGGCCUAACACUGCGUUGGAUGCAAAGGCAGAGUGUCGGGCUAGGGAGCUCCCCAGAUUGCAGGUAGCCGCCGGGGAUGCUGAACAUCAGUAACCAAUUGUGUCAGCAGCUGGAACAGAGAAUGGGGAGGAAAAAUCAAACCGCAGAGCACAACGGCGUUGGCAAUUGCAGCUGUUGAGAACCUGCUCUCGGAACACGCUGUGUGCUAAGCAGUUGCGUGGAAAACAGCCAGGUCUGUAAUAUUCAACUGGCUGGGCUCCUAGGGGUGCUCUGGACUCUGGCUGUAAAACAAAAUGUCCCAGAGCGAAACGGGAGAGCUAGAGAGACAAAGGGCUGCUUCCAGCAACAGCUCAGGUGAAAUGAGAUCAGACCACCGAUGUGCAUAAGAACGGCCCUACUGGGUCAGACUAAAGGUCCAUCUAGCCCAGUAUCCUGUCUACCGA